UAUCUGCAAGUGGGGCAUAGGCAGAUCGAGAGCAGUUCUCGAACUUUUAUAACCCCCGAUUAGCGCCAGGACGCGCGCUCUAUAGCCUCUUGUAUUUGAAUUCCUCAGAUCCCACCAGACAACAUGGCCGCCGUAUACAAAACCCUAUCCAAGCCGAGCGAAAAGGAUGCGGAUGGCGACAAGAAUGGUAGCGGCACCCCGGGCGCCAAGAGAAACAAGCAGAAGGUCCUCAUUCUCUCGUCCAGAGGCGUAACGUACAGACACCGCCAUCUCCUCAACGACCUAGCAGCGAUGCUCCCGCACUCGCGCAAAGAUGUCAAGUUCGACUCCAAAUCCAAGCUGUAUCAGCUGAACGAGCUAGCAGAGCUCUAUAACUGCAACAACGUCAUGUUCUUUGAGGCGCGCAAGGGCAAGGAUCUCUAUAUUUGGUUCAGCAAGGUGCCCAAUGGUCCGACGGUCAAGUUCCACGCGCAAAACUUGCACACGAUGGAGGAGCUUCACUUCACAGGAAACUGCCUCAAGGGCUCAAGGCCAGUCCUCUCGUUCGACCUGGCGUUUGAGCAGGAGCCGCACCUCAAGGUGAUCAAGGAGCUGUUUUUGCACAUGUUUGGCGUGCCACAGGGGGCGCGCAAGUCCAAGCCGUUCAUCGACCACGUCAUGGGCUUCAGCGUGGUGGACGGCAAGAUUUGGAUCCGGAACUACGAGGUCAGAGAAGUAGAAAAGACCAAGGGCGAGGGCGAAGACGAGAAUGAGGCGGACAAGGCGCGCAAGACAAAGGCCGGAAGCGAAAAGGAGACGGACGUCAGCCUCGUCGAAAUCGGGCCCCGGUUCGUGCUCACGCCCAUCGUGAUACAGGAAGGAGCCUUUGGCGGGCCCAUCAUCUACGAGAACAAGCGCUUCGUCUCGCCAAACCAGGUCCGCUCAGACCUGCGGAGAUCCAAGGCCCGACGGCACAACGCGAGAGCGGAGCAGCAGCGGGAUCAUCUAGCCAAGAGAGGGAACUUGGGCCUCUUGCCGAGUGGGGCAGCGAAGACUGUCGACGCUCUGGAUACACGGGCUGUGUUUGCUUAGAUUUCUUGGUAAUCAAGAGUGAUGUGUAGUUAUGGGGUAGGUCGGUGACCUUGCUAGAGGAGCAACUGACCGGCUGCAAGUGGGAAAAGAGAGUUAGUUCCUCCGUGAACAAGGUCAAUAUACCCCCAAAAUUUUCGUCUUGCACGAGUGUUCACUGUCAAGCCCUAAUCCUAUUCUUUGCGGUUCGAAGACAUGACUGGGAGUUGUGUUUUAUUUCAGUUCAGGGGCGAGACACUUCGUACGGUCAACGUCCUUAUGAGGUCAUAUGGGUUUGAAGAUGAAACAGAUCUACCUAUUUCUUGACGUUUUGGUGUUUUAAAACAACAUCUUAUCGAUUUCCUUGAAUUUUUGCCUCUUUAGCAAGUCAAGGAAUUGAACUUAGACUCUGGAGAGGAAAGCCCAAACAAUUGGCAGCACGAUAUCUUGGCGUUGACCCCAAAUUGGUGUGCAACGAAAGCACGGACCCCGGAAAAACCCAGGCGC
Lasiosphaeria miniovina is the source of this 1554-nucleotide messenger RNA. Its product is annotated as Brix domain-containing protein. The record is from RefSeq and is a predicted model, not a curated record. The transcript has 3 exons. Lineage: Eukaryota; Fungi; Ascomycota; Sordariomycetes; Sordariales; Lasiosphaeriaceae. Gene Ontology annotation, biological process: ribosomal large subunit assembly; rRNA processing. Gene Ontology annotation, cellular component: nucleolus. Gene Ontology annotation, molecular function: rRNA binding. The coding region runs from base 124 to 1071 and encodes 315 amino acids.